CUCUUUUACACCCGCACUCAACUAACGGACGUUAAACAGAGAUACAGUGUCGACGUGGGGAUGCGUUCUUGUCGAUCGGAAGAUUGACAAAAGUUCUGUGCAUCGAAUUCGGGAGGUCGUUGCGUUGAAAUGUUAAAUUUGGCUGCGCCACGGAGCCCCAACGCACGCACCACCGUUCAUGGGCAAUAAACAAACAAGAGAGACAGCAACGAGUACCAGUGUGGACGGUAACGUUACGCGACAGGACCGUUUGGAGAAGAUUCGGGAGAGCGUCAGCGCGAGUUUCAGCGCUACAUCGUUGGGCAGCGUCAGCAGCGGACGGUCAACGUGCAGCGCUUCCAGGCCGUGGUCCAGGGUGUCUAGACGUAGGUGGAAGGAGUCCACAUUAACUCUUCCGUACGAGAGCAGCAAAACAGCUUGGCCGGUUACACAAACAGAAUCUUCGUUUUUGCCAGAAUUUCCGAUCACAGCCACCCAUAACGAGAAACGUUUCGAACUUGUGAAGGAAGUCAGCAAAGGUGCGUUUGGCAAAGUUUACAAGGUGAACGAUUUGGAACGGGAACAGUCGUUUGCCCUUAAAGUUCUCUCCAAAUCUAAGGUGAUUAAGGACAAUUCUGUGCAGCAAGUUAAGGACGAGGUGCAGAUUCAAAAAUUGUGCGGACAUCAUCCAUUCAUUGUUGAUUGUCCAUUGCACUGGCAAAGCAGAAAAAGACUUUAUAUUGUUACUGAUUUUGUGAAUGGUGGAGAGUUGUAUGAUUUAUUGAAGGCCUACGUUACGUUUCCAACUGAGUUGGUUAAACUGUAUGUGGCUCAGAUAGCACUGGCUUUAGAUUUCUUGCACAACGCGGGCGUGAUCUACAGAGACCUGAAGCCGGAAAACGUACUGCUGGACGAUGAUGGCAACGUCCAACUGAUCGAUUUUGGACUAUCCAAGUGGUUAAGGCACGGCGCAACGACCAAAACAAUCUGCGGAACGCUCAGAUACAUGGCUCCCGAGAUUCUGGAGUUGCAACCGUACAACCACGCGGUCGAUUGGUGGAGUUUGGGCGUUUUGGCUUGUCUGAUGCUCACCAACAAAUACCCCGGGGGAACGAUCGACGAAUCAACGAAAACGUACAGGGGCCAAAAACCUGGAACACUUCCAACCAGUGUGGAUCUGGACGUUCCCAGCAAAGAUCUCCUCAUGAGGUUGUUAGAAAUUGAACCGACAAAGAGAUUGAGAUCCUUGAGAACGCUGCAAACAAUAGCGUUUUAUAAGGAUUACAAUUUUGAUCAUGUAAAAGAGAAAAUGAUCAAGCCCAAGGAGUUGCUUAUGCAGUUCUAUCCGAACGGCCCGCCCAAAAAUGAAGAUUUUUAUCCGGAUUUUGAUGAACUUAUGAGCGUUGAAGUUUAGUCAAUUAUUUUGAGCCUCAGAUCAAACGAAUUAAUAGGAAUAUACUUAGAACAAUUUUAAAUUUAAUUUAUUUAAUACCAAAAUUAUUAUUUUAUUUAGUGUUGUGUAUUAACAAUCAUUUGAAGUUUAUAUAAAAGAUUUGAAUCUCUCCAAGUUGCUCAAAUGUACAAUUAUAAAUCAUACAAUUGCAAAUUUAAAACAUUUUUUUUUAAUUAAAUAUGUUGAUUGGACAAAAUAUAUUUUUUACAAACCUCCUUUAUAUUUGGUAUUAACAUUAUUUUGUAACUUUGUUUUAAAA
This is a messenger RNA of Aethina tumida (small hive beetle), 1691 nucleotides long. RefSeq names its product serine/threonine-protein kinase S6KL (gene S6KL). Bases 179 to 1393 code for a protein of 404 amino acids. The transcript has 7 exons. Gene Ontology annotation, molecular function: ATP binding; protein serine/threonine kinase activity. Lineage: Eukaryota; Metazoa; Arthropoda; Insecta; Coleoptera; Nitidulidae. Gene Ontology annotation, biological process: protein phosphorylation. The record is from RefSeq and is a predicted model, not a curated record.